Messenger RNA from Loa loa (African eye worm), 226 nucleotides. RefSeq lists its product as hypothetical. NCBI's taxonomy places the organism in Eukaryota, Metazoa, Nematoda, Chromadorea, Rhabditida, Onchocercidae. The record is from RefSeq and is a predicted model, not a curated record. The transcript has a single exon. The annotation marks the transcript as partial.
AAUCGACGUAAAUUGAUUGUAAAACAUGAGGAGCCACAAUAUUCACAAUUGAAUUGUCAUGGAGCACGUCCAUUUACCUUAUUCAAAUCAAUUUAUACAAAUAAUACUGAUCGAUCACAGGAAUAUUCAUUUAAAACUGAACGUACAACGGAAAGUUUAUGCAGUGUUAUACGUGAACAAGGUUAUAUGAUUGGUGGUGAAACUGAAUUAACACUAAAAACACCAU